AUUCAAGUAUGGCGGACGACGACAGUGAAAGCGAUGCGUCGACAAAUUUUAUAUCACCUCGGAUACUUUUCGUUCGUCUAAGAAAAGAUAAAUCUAAAGACGCCAUCGAAGAUGAAAUAUUCAAGCUCGUUAAUAAGGUGCUGGAUGAAUCCUGUGACAAUGGCGAAGUGUCAGAAGAAGCUAAAAAUUAUAUCAUCACACUACCGGACCUUUCUGCGGGUCAAAUACUCCAAGUUGCAGUAGGCCCAGAGUUUGUGGGCUUAUUGUUUGAUAAUGGACGUGUCUGUAGGUUUAAAUGUGUUACAAAAAAUCUGGAUUCUUCGAAGAAGUUAUGGAACUCCCAACGGAGCCAAGAUGAACCAAGUUUCCAAGUUCAAAGCGAUGAAGCCUAUGCUAGACAGCUUCAAAACCAGUAUCUGAAUAAUGGAGCAACAACCAGCGCUGCCCCGAGACGAUCAUCAGCAUUUGGAGGUCCUAGUAUUUCUUCUUCUCGUUCUUUAAGUAGGACUACCUUCGGCAGUGGUACUCGGACGACACAGAGAUUUAUCCCAUCUUCUGUGCCAGCGUCAGGCAUGAGUGAAUCUACGACGACGGAAGCCCAGCUGGGCAAGUUCCCAGGUACCAGCUCGUCAGUUGGCGACAACGAAAGUCGUGAUUCGCAGGCAAAUACAUCAGGGCAAACGAGAAGUUCAGUUAUUAAAACUGUAGGGCGUAAUAAUGGCGACCAUAGCAAGGGCAACCAAUCAUCUCCGUCAACUAAAUCUGCAGCUGUAUCCAGUGAAGAUCAGGAAAAUAAUAAGAAGAAUCUGAAAGAGCAAGACAGUAAAACUACUCAUAGGCAGGAAAAUUCUGCGGAAAAUCUAGCAGGUAAUGGUACUUCACUGUCAUCAUCACACACUUCCAGUGCUCGCCGCUCUGUCUCGUCACCAACUCUUUUGCAAAGAACAGUCUUUACCACCAAUUUUCCAGUCUUGAGGCAGUUUUCUGCCCCCUUCCUAUUUCCCUCAGCGGGUGUAUCAUUUCCUUUGUAUUCAAACUCAACAACAGGGCAGAUGUUUGGAUCCAGGGGAUCACUGCGGCUUGAGCCUCGUGUUGUCAGAGCUCAACUGGCAGAAGCAGGCGCAUUCCCAAGAACACCUCCAACCUCUAGUGCACAGCGGUGCGAGAGCAGGCCAGUUGUGACCAAGUGUACAAGUUGUUGCAGUGAUGCUGAUUUCAGCUAUCCAGAAAUUGGUGAAAUGGAGUGGCUUGAGGUUGAAAAUGUAAGUACCGUAUGGUAACCCUUUAAGCCCCAAGGCUGCGCUCUAAGGAAAAUUGAAGGGAGCCCAGUGCUCUGAACCUGUUAAAUUUAGGGUGCCCAGCAUAUGAUUUGUAUGAAAAAUCUGACAUUUUCUAGUCACCCAAGGGCAAAAGUUAGGUGCCAGGGGCCACCAGGCUCUGCUAGAGCACAGCCCUGAGCCCUAAGAGUGAUCAGCAUCAAAUUUCUCCUUGUAAUAUCACUGCUUUAUAAAACAGAGUGGUCAUGAAAAUUAAGGACAUGAUAAUACAAGGUGAAUCUAAUAAUAUUAUUGAUACUUCAACAAAUUCUCCCCACUACAUAUAUUGAAAACAUUUAGGGAUAACAAAUGAGAAUUUGAAUUUUGAUGUUUGGGUUUAAAGGAUUAAAAGGGCUAUGUCACAGCUGUCUAGUUCAUUUUGUGAAAAAUGCCAGUUGAUGCAUCCUUAUUUACUAUGGAACUUUAGAAUUAAACAUUCAAUACACAGGAAACAACCAGGGUGAAGUACAAACAUGGGAAAUCUGUUCUGUUGACUAUAUGAAUACAAAACUGACUUUAAUUUGAACUAGUGAAAAGGCUUCACAAAUGACACCAAAAAACUUUUCACGAAAAAUAAAUCUUUAUUACACGUGCAGACACAUAAAGGUAGUAACUCAAUGGUUUGACUACACAAAGAAACAUGUUUCACGUUUGAACAAAUUAUUCUUUUACACAUUAUUAAUUGUUCACGGUGAACCAGAAUACUCCUUUUCAACUUUUGCAGCACGCUUUAAAUUUCCAAACCUUUUUCUACUCAUUCUACUCAUUUUAAAAUAUUUCUAAAAAGAUUGAGAAACAUUUCUUGGCUGCUGUAUUGUAUGAUAUGAAAUGUUUACCACAACUUUACAGAGACUUCGAUUUCAGUUGGCCAAUCAAAGCAUGACACUUUUUAUUUCUUCGGUGAAAAGUUGCUGCAGGCAAGUGUGGUCAAAAUGCUUGCUGCUAUUUUGAGCCCUGUAUGAUGUAUUAAUGUACAUUGGUUCUUACUGCAAUUUGAACAUAUUAUGUGUGUGCUAUCUGCUCACAUCAUGUGUAGUUUUUUUUAUUAAAAUGGAAUGACUUUGGUGCACCAAACUAUAAAACAAUAAUGACUACAACCGUUUUUAUUCAUUUCAAAAAACUGGGUCAGUAACUUUGUAAAAAUAGCUACCAUGUUGCGGAAUUAGGGAGCCAUGGCUCUGUGAUAAAAUCUACAGUACAAUUAUUAUGCUACAUGUACAUUAAAAGUCAUAGACUAAUUAUUAGUUGAGGAAACAAUGAUCUUCAUAUUUUUUUAAUUUUUUUUUUUUGUAUCUGUUGUUUUACUUUUAGGGUAAGGAAGUUAUUUUCUCUCAUAUCACUGCCAUGCAUUCUGAAUUUUUACUGGUUGAAAAAGGAACUGGAAUCUUAUAUCAUUGGCCUUAUGAAAGUGACAUGGCAUGUUCUGUUGCCAUGGAGAUUUCCUCUUCCCAGGAACCAACCUACUUGCCAUUAGCAAAGCCACACCCACUGGGAGAAACUCUGGGAUUGGACAGUGAAGAAGUUUGUCUUCUGGCGUCAUCUGCUGUCCGCUGCUCUCUUGUGAUGACAAGUGGAAAAAUUUGCACUUUUUAUGACAAGCUGUUAAGAGGUACAUGUACAGAUCUUUAUCAAGAUCUUUAUUUUCACAUACACUGUAGUUACAUUGGAUACAUUAAAAAAAAAUGAAUGCACAAGCUAAAUAAAUGUAAAAUAUAUUACAUGUACUCAACUCAGUUCGAGAUUCUUGAUUCUGGGUAAAUCAAGAAUCGAGAACAAGCUAUCGAGAAUCAAGUCUCAUGAGACAGAAAACAAAAGAUUCACCCAUGACUGAUUUCCUGAUAAUUUUACUUAGACAUACAAUGUACAUGUAAAGGCAGUAAGUAAUGACUUCAGCACAGAGUUGACCAGUUAAACAGCAAUAUCCUUGUUACAUAGCACCCCUUCAUUUAUACUGUUCCAUUACUGCUGAUACAGUGAUUUUGCUACAAAUAGUUAUGGUGAGUCCUGGGACUCAUGAGUCCCUGUCCAGAACCAAUGAGUCCUCAUUAAAAAAAAAAUGAGUCCAACUCUGUUUUUUCAGUAUACUGAAAUUAAAAUAUAGUCCUUUUAGAAACUUCUAGUCCUGUUCUACAAAUACACAUGUUCAGAUCAAUCAAUCGAUAUUUGCAUCCUACAGGAUGCAUGUCAUGAAUUAUUUUAUGUCUUUGAGGAUUUUUAUGUGUAAGGGACACAGGAUGCAGAAGUAACAAAAUCACUGCUGAUAUUGAUGGAUGGGUUUUACUUAUAUGUUUUAUGAUAAUGUUAAAUGUACCUUUCCAGAAUCCAAUUGCGGAGACCCACCAGCCUUGAUACAAGAACUCUCCCAUCCAGCAAUGGCAUUUCCAGAACUUCAGGGAGAAAAGAUUCUCUCAAUCAGUUGCAGUGAAUUUUUCACCAGUGUGAUGACAAAGUCUGGUAAAGUCUUCUGGUGGUAAGUUUGGAACUGCCAGAGAAUGUGCUGAUACUUAAACCACAGUCAUGACUAUAAAAGAGAGUUGUGUUGGCAUGAUGAAGGCACAGGACCAAAUUGAUACAAAAUAGUGAAGUGACUUUGAGAACCCUAGUCAGUGAACAGUUUUUAACAAAAUCCUCUAAGUUAGGGUUCACUAAAACUCUUUAUUUGUAUACAAAACCUUGCAAUUCUUUUCCUGAUAAUGUUCAUUCAUAAUGUUCAUUUGAAUUUGAAAAGGGACUUUGUUUUAUACCAUAGUCAGAUUGCAUUUUGUUGUUUACUUGGUCACUGUGAAAUAAUCACUGUAAGGUAGACAGCAAACAGAGGACUGUUGCACAGUGCACAAAACAAUAUUUAUGAUUGACCUUCUGCUACAUAAAUCAAAUAAGCGACGCUUCACAAAUAACUUUGGGAUUACAUAUGUGUAUCUUACACUUGUAAACUUUACUGAAUUCCGCACUUGGAAUAUUUUGAUACCAAAGAUACUAAACUCCAUACAGUCUCUACUUCAGUUUGUAUCACAGACAAUUUUGUAACUUGGAUACUUGCUUCUAUCCCUGUGGUGUCCAUAUAAAGGAGAUCACUGUACAUCAGGGUUGUCAUUAAGAGCCGGGGGCCGGGGAUUUUCCCCGGCUACUAAGAGAGUAGCCCCCGCCUACUUUUAUCGGAAAAUAGAAGAAAAAUAGAACCAAAAGAAAUCCCUGGCCAUUUGAUUCCCCACCUACUUGUUGUAUUUACCCGGCAACUUGAAAUCUUGGUGACAACCCUGGUACAUAGUUAUAGAGGAUAAAUCAAAUAAAUAACUUAGAGCAUCAAACAUAUAUAUUUUGCUACUUCUUAUAGGGGUUUGUUACCUGCAGAAGAACGACAAAACUUCAAACAGAAGUUAAGCAAAGCGACCAGUGAAGCCAGCCACAUUGGCAUCAACGAGAAGGUCCAGCUUCGCCAACAUUUCCCUGGUUUUCCUGGUGCUUUGGUGUACAGAUGUUGUGAGAUGAGGGGACCCAUAGUGGGGCGUCUCAUAUGUCAUGAGUCCCCUGAAGGAAGUAGCACGACUGUAACAAAAAUCAGGGUUGAGCCUCUGACUGGCAAAAUUGAAAGUGGUGUACAGCCUGUUAGUGACCCAGGGGGCUCAGAUCAUUCAAAUACAGAAUCAGUAAGCUCUCCAAGAGGAAGAACUGUUGAAGAAGAGUUAAUCUCAAGUGACAAGGAUGUAGUGCGGUCCUCUAGCCCUCAUACCAGUGUUAAAAGGAAAGCCUUAAGCUCUAGCAAGCCAACAAAUGGCUCAGAAACUUGGGAGGUCAAAGAUGUUGUUUUUCUUGAAAGUGAAAACAAACUGCUGGGCACAGUAGCUGCCAUUGAUGGCCCUCAUGUUAUUGUCAAAGUAGCAAACAUAAUACCACCAUCUGACUCCUCACUGCGUGUUUUCAAAGUCUCAGAGCUAGAGUCUGUACCUAGUGAAGGUGAAAUGUCAGAAGGCACUGCUGGUAAUCAGUCAAUGCCAACAAGCUCACUGUACAGAGGGUGCAUACAGCAUACUCCAAAAUGCAUCGUGAACAGUUCAGGCAAACUACAUGCCAGCAACAAAGAACUACUUUCUGGUCUUAAGCCAUUAGCCAUGGCGACUACUUCAAUGGGAAUUUCUCUUGUCGCCAACCGCUUAUCCGACAGCAAGGCAUUUUUCUUGGGUCCAGCCAUGGAACAAGCAAUUGACAGUAGCAAAGUUUUCACUUGCAGUAGUGAUGUUAAUGUUUCAAACAACAAUGAUGAUGGUUCGUGUACUGUGGAAGCUGAAUCAGUUAAUAGUAAAGAAGGAGCUUUAGCACCAACAUGUCUGGUAUCAUCAGAUACACAAGGAAAAACAGUUACUGGGCAGAAGAGAAGAAGGGAAGAAGAUGAUGACGACAACGGUGACGAUGAUGAUGAGGAUGUGGAGAGUCUUCCAAGUGCUGUAACAGCAGCUAUUGAAGUUGAUAGUCCUCUGGCAUGUAAUGUUCAUUUAUCAACUCAUAAAUAUCCUAUGCUACAUUCAACCAGUGGCUGUGAGAUUGUCUUGCUGACUGAUAUCAAUCGCUGCAUUUACCCAAGGCCUUUUGGCACCAAGCUGUUGAACCCCAACAUAGGGGAAAUUCCAUCAAUUCAAAGUUUUGGUCUCGGAACAAGACUGGGUCAAAUGCCAGGAAGCUGCUCUCCACCUGAAAAAGUUCUUAUGGUAUUUAUAGGUUGGUAUACAUCAUCUGUCUAAUGUCAGUUGUGCCUUUCACUCUCUCUGUGUUUAGAGUGCUUUCUGCUUUGUGAAACACAGUUAUUGUGCAAUUUUAGACAAGAAAGUGUUUGCUGACCAGUACAAUGUACCGUCUCAAAUACCAGAAGUGUUAAAGUGAAUUCACCACUUAAACCCUUUAAGUCCCAAUAUCCGCCUACAAAUUCUCCAAACUGAUCUCCAUACAUUUCCUUGAAGAAUUAGUUGAGAGAAUUUGGUAAAAGAUCCAAUAUUUUUCUGUUUGUGAUCAUUUUGUUAAUUCCCAUAGACUUUGCUCAUGAUAGACUAUGGAUAUUGUAGGGAGAAAAUUGAUUUUGAGCACCAUUGGGACUCAAAGGGUUAAAAGUAAAAAAGGAAACUUGGCCAAGUUAACUUUCGCAAAGAAUUCUGGUAGUGUUACUAGGGAGAGGGAAAAAAUCGGCCAAUAGCUGACCACUGCGUCCCCAGUAACAAUCCCAGAAAGAAUUGCGCGGCGGUUCCUUUCCCGUUUCUUAAGUGGCAAAUGUGCUGACCUUGUUAUCUCUUUUUUGUUCACCAGCAUUUCAAGAGCAAAGGUUGUUGCAAGCAGUGCAAUCUGGUAUUGUGCAAAGGAUCAAGCAAGCAUUACAGUGGUUAAAGCAACUCAACUCCAGCAAAGAUAUGGGGAAGGGUAGCAAAGGUAGACCAAAGGGCACCAAAAAAAUGGCUAUCACUGGAAGUCAUGGGCAAAUUCAGCAAGAAACAAGACCUUCGGGGGAUGCAGCUGUAAUCAGCAAAAGGGUUUUACAGAUCCUUCAUCAACGUUCUUCUUCUAACCAGAAUGUUGUGCAUAUUUGCUGUAGCAAUCCGUCAUAUGCUGAGGAUCAACAAGCAGAUGUUAUGAGCCUAUUACAAGGUACUAAACUCCUGUAGAUGCUACGAUUUUACUUACAGCUGCAGCAUGCUUAUUUAAUUUCCUCAGAUGAGCUCUAGAGGGUUACUUACAUGUAUAAGUCUUUGUUAUUCAUUGUAGUGUUCUCCCUAAAUUUUAACUCAGUAGGUAAAGAAGCAUUCAUGCCCAGUAAGGCAAAAAAUAUGCCCCAGAGCUGCACUUUCUUGGGGGGGGGAGGGAGCAGUAGGGGAGUGAGAGACAUGGCCCCACCCUAGGAGGAGCUAAGUUGUUUGAAAUAUCAUUCCCUCAUUUUAAGACCUCUUUUACGCAAAUCGGCCGUUGUUAUCUUUAGACAACAAUUCAAAACGUUUAUUCCCAAUAAUUUUACUCUGUCUUCAAUCUUCUCUUUCCAAAAUGUGUGGCCUAUUAUAAGAAAAGCUGGGUACAUGUAUACUUUAGUACUUUUUUCAUAUUAUAUUCAUUCAUUUCCUUGAUUGGAUCGGAUCACAACUUGCUUAUUUCUUUAAAACUACUCAUGUAAUUUUAGUAAACCUUCAAGCGCCGGUUACAGGCAGUAAGAAGUGUUGCUUCAGGUGGUAAAUUUCAACAGUUACCGCCUGAUAAGGAGAACACUGUCAGUGAACACAAAUUGAAACAUAAAUAGAGCAUAUUACAUGGCAUUGUAGAGAUAUGAAGUUUCUUGUCCUGUGUAAGAACAAUAUUUCAAAGGCGAGUACAGCAAAUGAGUGGAAUAUUUCUCAACACAAGAAGAGAAAAUUUGUAUCUUUAAGUGGUCAUUUAAUGUUCUAUUUAUUGUAUUAACACCACUGACAUACCAAACCAUUUUCACUGUGAUAUCUUUUGCCUUGAGAGGUGUGAUUCAUUAUGUAACCAUAGCAACAUUGAUCUCACCCACAACUGGGAGCCGUGCCAAGCCAACCCGACAAUGCCGAAGAUAUCAUGUUUUUGUGCAAUAGCUAGCAUGGUACAGUAGUUCACGAGUGUUUAUGUAAUAAAAUAGCAGAUAUCAAGAAGAGGAAAAACAAAAUUAUAUUUCAGAUGGUGGUGGAUCUUCAGACCUUGAUUCUGAUGGUGCAAAGGAUAUCCCGAUUGAUGUGGCAGGAUUACACCUUCUUCUUAAUGAUUCCAUUUUUGCUAAAGAGCUUGUUCCAAUGGUGAGUAAAAUCAUAAGCUGCUUUUUUAUGGUCAUGAGAUUACUCUUAAUAGUUAGUUAACACAUGUCAAGUGCUCUUCUUUUGUCUCCUGGAUACAGGGUUGUCACUAAGAUUUCAAGUUGCCGGGUAAAUACAACAAGUAGUCGGGGAAUCAAAUGGCUAGGGAUUUCUUUUGGUUCUAUUUUUGUUCUAUUUUCAAAAAGACCAUUGUAGCCUGGGAAAAUCUUCUAUUAUUAGUCUGAAACUUCAGUCUGGAUUCAAGACCAUUGCAAGCUCUUCAUUUUAGUCUGAAACCCAAAGUGUUUUAUUUUCACAAUCCCAAAGUGUUUUUGAUGAUUAUAAAAGUCCAUAUUUCAGUUUCUAGAGGCUAUUUUGAGUCUUGAUCACUGACAUUGAUCAUUUUCCAUGUUACCACAGUCACUGAAGCAAAUUUUGCUCAUCAUGCAAAUUUAUAAAUGGAAAUUAACAAUGUAGAAUGUGGGAUGAACCAGUACAACAACUGCAUAUCUGACUAGUAAAAUUAAUGUUAAAACAUGCAACAUUAUUUCAUUGUUUUUUUUAUUAUUAUUAUUAUUUUCUUCUUGUACUGCAGCACUGUUCAUCAAAAAAUGUUGCCCAUAUUUCUGAGCCCGAGAAACUCAAUGCCCCAAUAUUUUAUUGAUCUGUCUCCUGUAAACUGCAUACUUGAUUUGGGUAUUUAAAGAAAGUCUGAAUUUUUAUACCCAGCGCAGGCAAUCAAUCUACAUGUACUUUCCGACCCUUGUAAGCCCGGUUUGUUUUUUUAUAGCUUAAAGAUCGUGAUGCUCGUGGCUACACUCCAUUCAUGACAGCUAUACAGAACCAUAACUUGAAAGCUGCCUUGUACAUUCUGGAUUUCGUAGAGAACAAUAAAGGUAUUUAACUGAACAGUAUUUUUUCUUCUCAUCACUUGCAUUUGUUCAAUUGUAAUAAUAUUAUUAUUCACGUCUCACUUGAUGAUGGAGUCAAGAGGACCCCAAAAAGGUUUGGGAUAAAUCUUCCAGUUUUCUUAUUAUUAUUUUAUUUACACAUAAUUAUGUAAGGACCACUUUUCAGGCCACAAUAUUACCUUUCUGCUGCUAAAUUUUUAUUCAUGAAGCUAAGCUGCAUAAAUUUUACAUUCAACAAAAGUCCCAAAACGUUUAUUAUAUUAAGGGCAGAAGCCCUCUUGUGGUUUCUAUAGCACAUACAUGUACAAAAAUGCACUGGUAUUUAUCAGUAGCAGAAAAUGGAGUUUGAUAGGUCAAGACCUUGUACCUUAUACCGCCUUCUUAAUACAUUCAAACAUCCCACUAGUGACCAACCCAAAGUGUGUAGGUUUUAUAGUGGUUACUUUUGGGAGGAGGUCACUGACAAAAAUCAAACCUCAAGGCAGGCAGGGGGUCUUUUGUGAGAUUUGUUUGGACACCUUUUUCAUUGUAGAGAAUUAUGUUAUUGCAUGCGAUUAUUAAGACUGAUAUGAUAUGUGUAGUUCCUUGUUGUCACUAAGAAUUCUUCUUAAUAUACUCCAAGUGGCAUAGUACAUGGAACAAACAUAAGGAUUAGACUAAACAUCAAGUGGGCACGUACAUGACAGGAGGGUUUAAACUGUGGAGAAUUCUACAUCUGUUAUCCCCCAAGAGUUUUUAACUGUAGAGCUUUGACCAGAAAAAUUUUGGUAUUUUAAAAAGUGAGUGCCUACAUGAGAUGGUUGCACAUGUAAUGGACUAUACAAAACAAAACUAUCUUAUUAUGAAUUGUAUUUCUCUGCCCCAAGGGGUAGGGGUAGUCCUCAAAAUUGCCAUACCCACCUUAAAUGUACCCAAGUAUAGCUGUAGUAACAUGCUGUGAGAACAAUCUGAGCAUCCCUUCUAGGGGAGAAGUAUACGUUUUGUAAAAACACCCAUAACUACCUCAUUCUGGAUAACCUACCUUACAGACUGACCUUACCAAGGCUGGCCUCGUGCCUUUAACAUUUUUCCUUUGCCUAUUACAGGAAACACCAACCCAAAAUUACAGUGUUCAGUGGAGGAAAUGAUUUAUCCUGAGGCAUUUAGUGGCGUGACACCCCUUCAUGCACUUGCUAUUGCCUGCACAGAGAAUCUACCCCCCAGCGGACUGGGGAAUAGUCUUACUGUCACUAACCUUCCAUCAAGCUACACUCCAAGGAUUCUACUGAAGCUGUUUCAAGCACGAUACCCAUCGGCCUACAGGGCCACAAUACCACCUGUUACAAUGGAAGGGAGAAAGGUAUAGUCACUUUCCAAGGUAGAAAUUUGAAAACAGUUUGAGGCCAGUACUUUUAAGCACAUGCAGCUGCAAAUGCUGAAGGAAAUGAUGUUCACACGUCCAUCAGUAACACAAGGAAGUUCAAGAUACGCAGGCACAGUCCAAGUCUCUUCCCACUGAACCGUGACGGCAUGGAACCUUGUAUUUGUAUUUGCAUUUGUGAUGUCGUUGUUCAUGUGUUCAGGAGUGCAAAUGUAAGGGCAAGAAAAUUUUUCUAUUUCUUGCGUUGCUGCGUGCACUUGCCUUUGCAUUUGCAUCACACAUGUGGGUCAGAUCUAAGUUUCAUUAGUCUGUCAAAUACGAUUGCCUCUAAUGCCUUGACUGAAUUUUAUAGAGUAAAAGAGUAAUGUGGAAUUGAUCUGAGUGUGGCAGAGUGAAGCAAAGAAGAGAAGCAUAAAGCAGACUUCAGGGCCCAGUUGUUCAAAGGCCAAUUAGCGCUAACCCAGGGCUAAAUUUUAAUCCGCAUUUCUUUUUCUUGGUUCAAAAGCAUUUUCUGUUUUAGAGCUUCCAAUCAUAAAGGUGUCGACAAAAAGGUUUUAAAGUGAAAUUGCCUUCUAAGCUUUCAUAUUUGAAUUAAAAUUUUGCACUAACCCUAGGUUAUCUUAACCCAGCUUUGAACAACCUGACCCAGGAGAUUAUGAUUGACUCAUGUCGACCAAUAAAGAAUUCACAAACUAUGAAGCGGAAGAGAAACAUGCCUGAAGACUAUUUCCCUUUAGUUAAUCUGUCUCUUGUUAGCAGGAUGGAGUUGUUUGAUAAAUUCAUUUGUUGAAAUUAAACAAAGUUAGUGACCAUGGCAACUUGCAUGCUCUGUUCACAAUUUACCCUGGAUGAGUGCUAGCUGGGUUUAGAGAAAUUUGGCCCAGAAAAUCAACCUCCCACUUCAGUGAAAUAAAAUCAUUCAUUCUUCAUGAUAAUAAAACUAAAUUCCUUUGUUGUGGUGUGUUUUACUGUUUUCAGUGCUAUCGUACCAAAACUCCAAAGCAAAGGUUCUUAGAAAAACACCAGAAAGUGAAGGUGAAGAAGGUGCACAAAAAAACUGCAGAAGGCAAAAGGGGAUCACUGUUGACGCCAGCUACUUCAAGUAUAAAUUACAAUCCUUGGUCAAGACGUUAUGUUGGAGAAGGUGGAAGAAUACCUAUCGUUGGCAAUCGACGAGAGUCGCUAAUUGGUAAGAUUUAUAUCAGUAUAAGAUUCUAGGAAACUUCUUACUCACUCCCCUCUAAAAACCAACCUUAACACUAACUUAUCAUUAAGGGCAAUAUGUUGGUUUAGGGGAGAGGUAGGUGGGUGUUUUUCUUGAAUCUUAUACUGAUCCCAAAAGCUGCUAUAAAAAAUAUUGUUAGUUCAAAGGUUUUUAGUAGACUUAGAAUUGUGCCUUAUUUUCCUCUGGGAUGGUAGAGAAAGAUAAAAUAAAAUCCUCAAAUAUGCGAGCAUGAGCGGAAGUUGCCACAUGCAAAAACAGAAGACAGGAAGAGAAGAGAGAGAACACUCAUGAGUUUUACACACAUCCAUGCAUUUCUCUUGCACUGCUAUCUUUAAGGAAAACAAAUGGCUAUUCAUAAGUAGGCUGGGCUAUUCAUAGCAUAGUUCUGGGAUUCAAGGCACUGUUUUGAAUGUGCAGUACAUGAUUCCAGACCUCACACUGCCUCUACUGUCAAAGAGAAGUAUUGCGGCAUAAUAACUUUGUAUUUCAUGUAGAUGACAUCUUACUGGCUUAGACAUGUAAUAUUAUUCUGGAAUGAGUAUGGGUACAACAUAUUCAACUCUCUGUAAGGAAGAGAAAAAUCACUUCUAUGAGAGGUAUGCAGGCGCAGAUCAAGGAUAAAUACUGACCGUAAAUGAGUGCUGAAGGUGCAAGCUUCUAGGGGGCUGUGGGGGGCAUGCUCCCCCUUGAAAUGGCCAUUUCAAGGGGGAGGCCAGUGGGAGUUCACCAUUAGCAAAGAAUGAUAUAGGAGGCCAGGCCAAUGGCAAGUUCUAUUCUCCCCAGAUGAUGAUAGUCUUGCAGAUCGGCGGAUUAUUUCAUCUGGCGAUUUCAACUUGGAAAGUUUAUUUUUAUUAAUAAUAUUAUUAUUAAAAAUACGUUUAUUAUGACAAUCUGUCCGAUCUCCGUAAAACGGUGCAAACUUGUGUGGAUCCACACCUGGGUAUUCAUUGUCGAGAGAUUUCUGUAAAACGGAAUUUAUACGGCAAUGUUCGCCAAUAUAUUAGUUUUCUUAUAGACAUUUUGAAGAUUACACAGUAACUUGUUAUAGUUUGUACCUUGUUACAUUGAUAUGUUUCAUACUCGGCUAUCAAUUAAAGUUGUGGAGUGGAAAUUCUCAAGAGGACCAUUAUAAAUUACAAGCAGUUUCAUUUAAAUGGUCCACAAGCUCAAGAAUUUCAUUUGUUUUCCCUUUUGAAUGGUGCUUAGGCAUGGUGACAUUUGCUGAUCCAAGAGAACUGAGACAAGCUCUUGUGGAGAUGGAUCACCAUAUGGUGUCAAGUGAGAUGACUGCUCCCGAAGGAGGGCUUGCCAGCUUAGUACAGCAUGUACUGCGUGUAAAACUUACUGAGGUGUGUCAUACAUUCAUGCACAAUCAUCGAUAUUUCAUUUACCCAACCAACCCAUGCCUUUUGGGGCCAAAUUUAGGUUGCUUGGAAACUGCACACCUACCCCUCCCUUAAGCCUACAUUUUCUCUUAACUGAGAAGUAAGUGUUAAUGUUGGCUUAGGGGAGGGGUAGGUGUUUGUUUAAGCACACUUGCAAAAGGUCAGAAAUGGCCAGUCGGACCAGUCAUCUUGAAAGUGUAACAGGCCUUGCGCAAAAACCAGAGCUGCUUGUAGUAUUUAGAAAUCAACUGAUCUGGAUGGACAAGUCUGAUUAAUAGUAGAUUUUUCUUUAGUUGACUUGUGAAUGGGCUGGUUUGGCUCGUCAGUUCUGACUAAGUAACACUGGGCCGGAUGAUAGCCGUUAGUAGAGGUUCGACUGUAUUUGUCCCGAGUCCAUGACUGAGAGACAAAUACGAUAGGGGCAUUUAUACGAGGAACAUAAGAUGCGUCUUAAAUCUUAUCUAAGAACAGGUGUUUAAGGGCUGUUCUAAAAUAAGAUGCGUCUUAGCUAAGCCGCGUCUUAUUUUAGACAAAAUGUGCUGUUUAUACGGAAAGUUCGCGUCUUAUUUAAGACGCGUCCUAUGUAAGACGCGUCUUAUUUUUCCUCGUAUAAAUGGCCCAAUUGUAUCAGUAAACCAAUUAUUUGAUUUUCGUAUGGCCUCUAAGUAGUUGCGUGAACACAACACAAUUAACAGACAAAAUAGUGGGGUUUUUUUGUUUGCAGAUGUGGGCAAAUUCUCGAAGCACGUAAGGGACCUUGCGAGACGAAAAGCAGCUAUUAUGUUUGAUAUCUCUGUCUUUUCUGGGUUCAGUGUGAUAUGUCAAUCAAACGAGGCUCUUUCAAUUAUUAGACAGCCUGAUUUCUUUCAAAUCGUAACAUUUGCUUUUUAGUUGGAGAACGAAGAGACGGAAAAGCUUGACAUGGAGGUGGGUGUCCGAGGAAAUGUCUACAAUGUAUCCAAUGUUGAAGGAAAGGCCAAGAUAACUCCUAAAGCUCAAACUGCUGACGCUGUUCAAGACAAAAUGGCUGUGAGUUAGAUGUUUUCUGAGUAAACUAGAUCUAGGAGCUGUGUCACAAGAUUUGUCAAAAUUCAAACAGUGGAAAACUGACCACCUACCGGGACUCAUAAUUGGCAUUAUUAACAAAUUGAACUCAGAAGCUGUGACACAGUCCCUUUAAGUUAGAUUCCUCCAUUGGCGUGUGUUAGGAUACUGUAAAUGCUUGCAGAAAGCAACUUAAAAGUUAGUCCGGCAUUUUGAUUAUUCGGUUUUGCGACACAAUAAUACAAUACUUGUAAAGUGGAUCCUGUACACAUUCUUUACACUUUUAACAGAACUAGAAUCCAGUCCCUUAAUGUUUAACUUUUGUGAUUUUGUCGCAAUUAUUUCUCCAAGAUUCAGUUUUACAUAGAAAAUGAUGCUAAUUUCAAAUAAUUUGUUUUUCUUUUGUUAGGCUGAAGACAAUAAACUAAUAUGCCAGCUAUUUUCUCGCCUGUUGUCAUAUCCAGAAGUAAGUGCUUAAGAUUAAUAAAAAGUGAAAUGUAUAGUGCAAGUCGCUCACUCGCUCAGUGUUUUUGAAAUUUGGACACGACUUUCAACUUUCCGCUGUGAUAUAAGGAAACAUGGCCAAGGUUUUUUUUUUGCAAAGACUUCUGGGAUUGUUAUUGGGGACAAGGAAAAAAAUUGGCCAAUAGCUGACCGGUGCAGCCCUAGUAACCAUCCCGGAAGUCCUUGCAAAAACUAACUUGGCCCACUUGUGGUUUCUUAAGUAGCAAAUAUUGCGUGGCUGUUAGUGACUGGGUCUCGUACCUGUUUUCAGAUUGCGACAGCCAGGAACAAGGAAAGCGAAACUUCUCUGGCGUUCCUGGUAAACAAUUCACGCUGGAUCAAGCUUUCUGCCAACCAAAGACUGCUGCUGACCAAGUAUGGGAACCUUUUGUUUGGACAAGAAGCAACAUCCCCUGGGGGAAGUAGACGAGAGGUAUCAACGCCGUCCGAGACUUCAGACACUGGGAAGGAAGAGGAUCAGAUCAUGGCAGAAAUAAAUAUAACGGGAAUAGCUGAUCCUGCCAUGUUGGAAAGUAACCUGCUUGCGCAGCUUGAUGACAUCUCAAGUAGUUUCCGCAGCAUUGUGGAUACAUUGACUGCUCUGGAGAGAAGGUGCUCAACCGGGGAAGAACAGCAACAAACAGCAUCAGGAGCUGCUGAAGACAAGGCAAGAUCAGCUGUGAAUGGAACUUCAGCGGAUGGAGUUUCAACGGAUGAAGCUUCAGCGUCAGGUGCUGAAAAUCAAUCAGCAGAGCCUAAUCUGAUGUCAUUUCCCACUACUAGCACGAUUGUUACUGAUGACCUGUCUUGCGAGAGCCAGCCUGUUUUGAUACAGCUCACACAAUGCUGGCCCUCAGUUGCAUCGACCGUACUUGGGUACUAUCCAAAGGAUCCUUCAGAUGUUAACAUGGUGGAGGUACCAAGGGACUCCAGUGGAGAUGAUCAGAAAAACCAUCCCGUGCUGGCCCUAUGGAAUCAUGUGCGCUUGACUCGUUUGUGUUUGAACUGCUGUCACAUGCUGACGAAGCUGUCCUAGUCAGCUUUGUGGAGACCAUCGUUAAUGAGAUGAACAAGUACUCGGAGUGCAUCACUCUGGAAGCUGUUCAGGGUGUAGGUGAGCUGAACAGUGCCUCAAGUCCAAGAGAGGUUGCUAUGACUGUGGGAAUCAAGUUUCUGAGAUCUGUAAUCCGACAGUUGGCCGUACAUCUUAGCAGGUCUGGUUUGUCUUAUGUUGAUCUUCGAACUAGGCUUGGAUCAAACUCCUCGUCAAGUGGUGGCAGAAACAGUCAAAGUGAUAACCUAGAGUUCAAGAGGAAAGUCAGGUACGUUCAAGGGUAUAAAAUGUCAAAAUUAGGUUGUGUUUGAUCGUCCGGGUGAACGUGGUCCUGAAUAGGACUGUUGUUGUUGACGGUGACUGACGUUUCGACAACCUGUGCGGUAUUCAUCUUCAGAGUCAAAGUGAGUUGUAUCACGUCAGUUGAUGGUAUUAUACUCUGGUUAUUGAUCUGAUUGGUCAAUUACGUCGCGAUGUUAUUGGUCGUCUGUCAGUUAAGCCGUGAUGUUAUUGGCUAUGACGACCCGAACGAUCAAACUCAACCUACUUUUGAAAUGACUCCUGGGUUCAAACCUUUCACAGGUAUAAAAUGUCUUAAAGAAAUUGUUCCAUUCCCAAAACUAUUCAGGAACUUUAUUUUUACAUUUAGUUUGAAGGAGAAUAAACCACAGAAGAGAAAUGUUCUUCCACGCAUAUACAUUAGUUCAGUUUAUAUACUGUAGAUCAUCUCCGUUCUCGGGUUAAGCCAGAAUAGCGAAAGUCGAACGAAUUUCAGCGCCAGCCCUCGUUGUCAAGUUGUUUUUUAAGUUUUGCGUGAUUGAAUUCCUUGUAGUACUGUUGAAAAGAAUUAUUAUUAAAGAGUUAUUAUUAUUAUUAUUAUUAUUAUUAUUAUUAUUAUUAUUAUUAUUAUUAUUAUUAUUAUUAUUUUUAUUUUUAUUUAUUUUUUUUUUGUCUUCCUUUUUUUCACCAAAAUAAAUUGGUUAUCAUUGCAGAAUGAUCUUGCGCUCAUUUUCCUGGCUGGCUGCUCACGAGCUGGUAGAAGCAGCAGAAGCCUCUGUCCUUCCAGUAAGAGAGGGUGUGGCUAAACCCCAACCCCGCUCCACUGGUUCCUCCAUCAGCAACAGCAUCCCUCAUCAAAAUGGAGGAAUAUAUCCAGCAAGAUUCCAGUGUAGACCGGGUAGGUCAUAAAGUGAUCUGACUUCUAUUGAUCUCGGCUACAAACCAGGAGCCUGGCGCCCAUAUUCGCACAUACGCCCGUGCAUACAGCUGAAAUCUGGAAAAAUAUACAUUUUUUUAUUUCGUGAAAGCAUUGUUGUCAUUAAAUCGGGAUGUUUGAUAAAUCUUUCGCAUUGUUUUGUAUUUCUGAGCCACCAGAUAUGAAACAUUUUCUGGGGGAGCAUGCCCCUAGACCCCCCUAAUUUGGAGUGCCUUCGGCGGUCUAACCUUUCUUCCCAUGUGUACAUGUACGCCUUCAAAAUCUCACGCUACGCUCCCGCAAACUGUGUUGUCAAUUUUCUGGGUUGUAACUUAGGUUUACUCAAUUAAUUUGCAUUCGCCACUUGAGCAUUUCCCUAGCCUGUAUGUCAGGCCCUCAGAUAGUAGGGAGGUCGUGAAAACAGGUCAAGCCAAGUCCACGAUUUUUUUUGCACAUUACUUUCUUGGAGCCUGGAUUAGACUGACAUUUCCCAUAAUACACCUUGUUUCAACAUCAGCGUCAAGUCUCAUCGCGCCAGUAGGCGCAUAAGGCCUCCUAAAAAUGUCCCCUAAAAUUUUGUACUAGUGAUGCUGAAGACGCACUAAGCGGUCGUCUUAUUUUACACUCAGGGAUUCGAGUCAGUGGACCUCAUGAUUCAUCUGGCAGAGGGCAUGAUCCACUGCUCAGGACUGCUCAAAG
This is a messenger RNA of Porites lobata, 17469 nucleotides long. NCBI's taxonomy places the organism in Eukaryota, Metazoa, Cnidaria, Anthozoa, Scleractinia, Poritidae. The record is from the annotation of a GenBank genome assembly.